AUGAAAUGAAUACUGAUAUUACCUAUUUACUUACAUCAUACUAUCUUAUAAUAACAAUACAACUGGACGAGUCAACUUUACCUGAUAAUGCAGCAUUAUUAUUGGCAUAUGUUCGUUUUAUUAUGAAUCAAGAAAUCUACGAAGAACUGCUCUUCGCAAGAACUUUGAUAACCGACACUAAAGGUAAAUCAAUAUUUCAUGUUUUGAAGGAUUACUUCAUUGAAAAAGCAAUUCCUUUAUCAAAUAUAUAAUAUCAGUAGCUACAGAUGGAGCACCUGCCAUGGUUGGACGUUAUCG
Messenger RNA from Acanthoscelides obtectus, 297 nucleotides. Lineage: Eukaryota; Metazoa; Arthropoda; Insecta; Coleoptera; Chrysomelidae. The record is from the annotation of a GenBank genome assembly.